Molecule: messenger RNA, 4960 nt
Organism: Mycotypha africana
Lineage: Eukaryota; Fungi; Mucoromycota; Mucoromycetes; Mucorales; Mycotyphaceae
Exons: 4
Coding region: 80-4540 (1486 amino acids)
Biological process (GO): SCF-dependent proteasomal ubiquitin-dependent protein catabolic process
Cellular component (GO): SCF ubiquitin ligase complex
Source: RefSeq, a predicted model, not a curated record
GGUUUAUUGUCCCCUUCUUCCUAUUUCAUUGCUUUCUUUUUUUACAAAUCCUUUCCUUUAAAGUUCGGUUAAAAUUAGUAUGAAUGGAGAAGAUUGGAAAGACAUUGAUUAUUCCUUAGGGGAGACACAAAUUCCUUCAGCUUUGAAAUUGGACGCAAGUAUUGUACACAAUAUUUGCCGCUUUUUAAACAGUAGGAAAGAUCGUUAUGAAGCCACGUUGAUUCACCCGAAAUGGUCCUAUGCUGCACAUUCAGUUUUAUGGGAAGAGAUCAGCUUUGAUCACCCUUCCAUGUUCCGUAAAUUUUAUCAAGCAGUUAUGAACAACAACAAGUCAGCUCAGUACGUCAAAUCAAUUCAGUUUACGUUAAAGGAUCGCCCUCCCCAUCCACACAGUACUCACUUAUUCAACGACAUUAUUAAAUCUACAUCACCUCGCCAUGCAGGUGACAAUGGCGUCCUGACGAAAAGAUUAGAUAUCUUGUUGCAGAUCGUUAAGGCUUGUGAAAACAUUACAACACUUGCAAUAUAUGGGUGGUGUUUAAAGUCGACUCAUGUGGAGACACUAGCCACUAUCGCGAGAAACUUGUCGUCAUUAUAUUUAAUAGGUGCCGACCCUGAUCCUAACGUGACUAAGAAACUACCGCCCCCUAUCCAUAUCAAAAGUAUCGCACCACGCUUGCGAUCGCUCCGUUUGGACGGCGAUUUCAAGUUGAAUGACGCAUGGGCAGCUGCGUUAGUUCAAAAAGCAGCACGUUUAGAAGAGUUACAACUCUCUUUAACAAGCAUGAAUAAUGAACAGACUCUUCAAGCAAUCUGCUCACAACGUUUACUUCAUUUGACAAAGUUAAUAUUAACAGACGCUGCUGUGCUAUAUGAGCAGCAUAUUACAUGCAUCUUGCGGGCUUUUCCGAAAUUGACACAUUUUUGCCUAGAAGGAGUGAAGCAAUCACUUAGCUUGAUCACUAUUAUACGCGCUGUUCAUUAUUGCCCGCAAUUACGAAGCCUUGAAAUACGCGCCUCACCUUCAAUGGAUGAUCAAGCAUCUCUUUCUUCCAAUAUAACUGACAUUUUACGUUCACUAAAAGAGGAAGUAAAGCAAAAUAAGUGGUCAGCAUCUUUAUCAAAUUCAUCCACAGCGAUGUUGAGCCGAUUUGUAAUUGAGAAUAUGCCUGUAACGGAUGUGGAAAUGCAAUUAUUAAGUCCUUAUUUACGUCAAUUGCAAACACUUGGGUUGAAAAAUUGUCCCAAUAUCACUGACACAUCUUUUGAUCAUAUACUUGUUGAUCAAAAUGACAAUAGUGAAGUCAAAUACUUGCGCAUAGUUCAUAUAAUUCAAUGCCAACAAAUUACAUCCACUAUUCUCAGUAAAUUAGCGACUUCAACACAAUAUGCAUAUCAAACUGUGCAAAAUAUAUAUAUUGAUCAAUGUGGGGAAAUGACACCAAAAGAUAUAUACCAAUUGUGUCAUAAAUGUGCCGAUUACAACCUUCGGCAUCUCACAUUGGUCAAUUACCUUGAGUUAAAGAAGACGGUGGUAGGUUCCUUCAAUAACUAUCGGAGUGAUGAUUAUCAACCAUAUAUUCUUUACUUGGAUCGACAAGCUAUCGACGGUUUAGCCAAUACAACCGAUUCCUCAGUCAAAACAUUACCGAAACCUUGUUCUAUCACUGGAGUUGAAAUUGUAAUACUUGCUACGCACCUCAAUAUGGAUGUGGAUGACUUGGUCGAUCUUUUACAUAAAGUCAAGGAGGAAGCGAAUGACAAUAGGCAGGUUGAAAAUCAGCAACAAACUUUUAAACCCGUAGCUCAUGAUGCAAAGAUUAGAAAACCUGCUGAUCGUUUACAGCAAUUGAAAAUGGAGGCAAUGGUAUAUUCACAACAGCAACGGCCUACCACUCCUGCUCUAUGGUCUAGUGACUUGAAAGCAAAUGAUGACAGAGAAAACCAUUCAGCAUUUGAUACGAUACAAGAGGGUGACUCUUACGAAGAAUUUGACGAAUUCGAUGACCGCGGUGACAGUCCCUAUAUCGAUUAUAGUGAAGAGGACCAGCAAAGAGAUUCUGAGAACAGCCAAUAUGAUGAAGAAGAAGAUGAAGUAGAGGGUCCACACGAGGACUAUGAUGAUGUUAAUGAAAAUAGUGACGGCUAUGAAAAUACGGACGGUUUUAGGAAUAACGAUAACAAUGGUGAUAACGGUGAUGAUAUUGCCAAUAAAGAUGAUAGUGAUGACGAGGAGGAGGAGUAUGUAAAAUCCUCCUACCUUACAGAAUUUAGAGGACAACAUGCAAAGACGUCAAUUGCCAGUGCAAAAAAUAGUUUGCCAGCAACUUGGCGUGAUCAGUCUAUGAAUAAUUAUGGUGCAGACAGAAAUUUGAACUUGGGCUCAUGGGGCUCUCCUGCCAACAUCACGUGGGCCUCAUCUGCGGCCGCAUCUACAGCAACCGCAUCUGUAAUUAAUGGUGUAAACGGUAAUAGCGAUAAUCAUAAGGAACCACUAUCGUUCAGAAAUAUAAAUCCUCAACAACAGCAGCAAUCUUUGCAACAACAAUUCAGCGCUGGUGCUUGGAAUGCUUACAAAGAAGAGAACUAUCGAGACCAAUGGAAGCAGGACCCUUUGACUUCUUCCAAUACAAACGAUCUCAAUCAAUCUACCAAACACUUUGCACCUGCUCAUCACCGUAAUGCGCCCAAUGUUAUACAAUCCGAUGGAUGGGGCCAGACUAAAGGAUAUACGCCUUGGGAACAGACUGAAGGCUAUGUGAAAGAUGUGAUCGACGAACAAUCAAAACAAGAAUUUUGGAGUCAAAGCAACGAUGGUAAAUGGAUAAAACUCUCUUCGGUGAGCCCUUCUAUAUCUUCUGCUGCACAUCAUAACAAUGAUGUUGCUGAUUCAGGUGGUGUUGUUUUCGAGGAUGAAGGUUUCGCUCGACUUCAGCGUACCCCUCCACCCCCUCUGAUUACAGAUAUAAUGUUCUCUGAAGCUCAAAGAAAGGCAGUAAAAAAGCAACCAAACAAGACAGCUCCAAAUACCAAAAGAGCGGCUGCUACUACUAAUACUAUGGCCCGUUUUAGAGCUAAUUCGGUUGUUAGUUCGGACAACAGUGUAAGUUGGGAUGAUGAAGACAAGGAUGAAGUGAUUUUAAAGACGUAUCAUAAUAACAAUAAGACCGCAACAACUACCAACCAAAAUAAACAGAAUAAUACUGCUGGAGGUUUUAAUGGAAAGAAAGCCGCUAUUAGUGGAACAAGCAAUGCCGCUGCUGUAAGAUCAUGGCAUGAACACUUUAAAACCGAAGAUAUUGAGAGUAAAGCAGCAAAAGAUACUUGGAGUUCAUACCCUCAUACUAGCAUGAAUAAUCAAAGCACAAAGCAAACGUUCUCACGCUCCCCUGGUCCUGCUCAACCUCGGACUAUUACAUCCUCCAAUCAUGGUAAUAACUCUUCCGGUUCUCUAAAUAAUAGUUUAGCCUCUAUCGGUACCAGCGAUAACAACAAUAAAAUUCCUCGUGCAAGUACGCCAACGGCAACGGAGACGCUCAUUGAUACAGACAAUACACCAAUAUUUAAUUUUGAUCUCUUUUCGCCUGCUAUCAACGACAAACCUGCAAAUAUGCCUACAAGUGAUUUAUGGGACUCUAUCAGCAAUUUGAGCUUGCAAACAGGUCCACAGUUACGCAUGGAUUCAGUUCUAACCCCCACAAUGAAAGAGAGUAAUGAGAAGUUACAGCAAGCUUCUUCAAUACCCAGAGCAGCAAACACAACAACAGAAGUCAUCGAUUUCUUUGAUAUCAAUAAUGGGCGGAAAGACGAUGACAUACAUUUUGUUCAAUCAGUUCCCGGCACAACUUCUGAGAGGGAAAUGCAAAUGAAAGACACGCAGGAAAAAAAGGAUACUUUAGUAUCUUUAUUAGAUGAUAACAGCAGCAGCAAUAAUAACAUAGUUUUACCUACACCCACUAUAACGAAUACCGGUCAUAAUUUAUUAGAAGAAUUCAUGUCGUCCACUGUAACUACGCCUCAGUUUUCCAACGCCAUAGUAUCAAAGAAAGAGGAGCAGCAGCAGCACGAACAACAACAACAACAAACGAAUCGUAGAUUGGAUCGUAUAUCUUCAAUAGCGAAUAAUGUCAUUGAUACUUCUCGCGUCCCUACCACUUCUGCUACAGUCUCUGAGCCAGCAACAACAAAAACUACGAUAUCUGUUAAUAAUACUUCGGUGUCUGUACCCGAUGAGAUUCAAGAUUUUUCUUCACUUCUAAAAGAACAGCAGCAAGAGCCCUCGCCACCCGCGGCAAUACUAAGCACUCCUUUCAAUCACUUACCGCAGGAUACAGAUACGACACAAAGCGCUCUUAAUAAUCAUCAAGUACAAGAUUCUGACCAGCAGCAGCAAGAUUCCCCAGAUAAUACAGCAAUUUUGCCUGAUAAUGAAGCCAGUAACCAGCCCAAAAAAAGUAGACCUGUAAAAAUGAAGCUUCAGGUCCCAGGAGAGAAUAAUGAAUAUGUAUACGAGGUUUUGAAGAUUUAUGAGGUAACGUAAAACAUAUCUAGUCAACAGGCGAAACUCAACGUUGAUUAAUAUGAUUUUACAUUUUAUAGGAAGAUGAUUAUGAAAAAGUGGUUAGAGAAUUCUGCGAUAGAUUGAAGUUGCCCGAGAUCACAUAUGAACACAUAAGAGAUCAGGCUAAAGAUCGUUUGACUGCAAGGAAGACCAAAAAGGUCUUUAGUAAUUAUGCCAAGACUCGUAAAAAUAGAAAAUCACCAUGAAAAUGAUAAUGCAUGUCCCAACCGUACUACCAUCUUUAAUCAAUGAGUUUGCAGAUACAUGGUGAUAUCAACAUAACAUUGUAAAUUAUAUACACUACAGUGUAAGAACAACUAUAUAUAUAUUAUUUUUGGGUUCUUACCUAUAUACCGGCCGCUUCCUUUCUUAAGUAAAAGAUAAACCAUUGUUCACUGC